Molecule: messenger RNA, 1356 nt
Organism: Effrenium voratum
Lineage: Eukaryota; Dinophyceae; Suessiales; Symbiodiniaceae
Source: the annotation of a GenBank genome assembly
AUGCUUCUGCCAUCCUCGUUUCUAGAGCUGAUCGAUAAAGGGAAUCAUUGGGAAAUGAUUUCUGGCCAGCCUACUUUGGCAAGGGCUGAGGCAAGCUUUGAGCUUUUCUGGAAGCAGUAUGAAGUGCUCUUCCCAAACUUCAGCUUUUUCGAAACUGCUCGCCGCAACAGCAUUCCCUUCAAGCGAGUUUGCCCAGUCUACAUCCACGGGGAUGAGGGAACCCACUUCAAGAAGUCGGGCAUCAUGAUCUUGCAGUGGCAGGGGGUCUUAGGUGCUGGAACUUCCCGGUCUGUCAACGCAAACACGACGGAUGCCCAAGCUGUGAACUCUUUAGGAAACACCUUGAGAACCCGACUGCUUGUUGGAGUGAUGCCGAGGGCAAUGUACUCCACCAACGGGGAUGUGCUGGAGGCUUUGUUUGAGUACCUAGUGGAGGACUUUCACAAGCUGUCGACCCGCGGGUCAGCGUACCCCCCCUUCAUGGAAACCAUUGACGAGGAGCCCCCAUGGGACCGCGAACCCUGCUUCACCCGAGUUCUACCCCGCGAUGUUGCGAGCCCAUCCAGCUAUUUCAAACCAGAUGUGUGGCAUACAGUGAAUCUGGGGGUGGGUCGAAGCUGGGUUGCAAGCUGCGUGGUGUGUUUGACGCGAAACCUGGAUGAGCUCAGCGGGCUGACCCCUGAACAUGCGCUGCAGCAAAUUUCGGCAUCCUACAUCAGCUUUUGCGAGAACUCAGCCCCGAGAAAGGUGAAGUACAUCAGCAGCAUCACACGCGCAACGCUUGGCUGGGAAAGCAAAAUUGGCGGAACCCCUGAUGGUAGGUGGAGCAAAGGAUCUCUCACUACAACCUUGGCUUCCUGGCUUGAGUACUUUUGCAGGGAAAAGAACUUGGAGGGGGGGACCGACGAACGCCUCUCGCUGGUUGCUUCGGGGACGCGCGCUUUGAAUGCCAUGAUGAAGGGCUUCUACGAUCAUGACUUAUGGCUGGAUACGCCUAGCAGAAAUGUGAUACUUUCGGCUGGCAACCACUACCUUCAGGCAAGCUCAAAGCUGGCGCUGCUAUCAUACAACUUGCAGGAAAAUUUGUUUCCAAUCACCCCGAAGCAUCAUAUGAUGUUUCACGUUCUGAAAAAUAUCCAAUGGCAGGGGGACGUAGCUGGGCUGGCAUUCAACCCAGUUAGCGAGUUUUGCGCCUUAGAUGAGGACUAUGUCGGGAGACUGGCCCUCAUUGCUCGGUCUUGCAGCCCACGCAAAACGUGUGUGAGGACCAUCGAGCGGUAUCUGCUUUUGUGUAGGGCAGCGUGGGUGAAUGACCUGCAGCUGUUCUGCAGAAAGCGUGGGCGGAACGGGGCGUAA